Molecule: messenger RNA, 774 nt
Organism: Lathyrus sativus (Indian pea)
Lineage: Eukaryota; Viridiplantae; Streptophyta; Magnoliopsida; Fabales; Fabaceae
Source: the annotation of a GenBank genome assembly
AUGGAAACAGUACAGAACGUGAAUGGAUCAGGAUUAGAACAUGCAAGUACAAGAGUCGUUGGAAAUGAUGUUGUCACAGAAACUGAACUCAGCAAAAUUCGUCUUGUGAGAAACUUUGUUGAAACACAUGAUCCAUCUUCUAAGGAAGAAGAUGAUUUAAUGAUUAGAAGAUUUCUUCGUGCUCGUGAUUUAGAUGUGGAAAAAGCUUCAGCAAUGUUCCUUAAAUACUUAAAAUGGAGACAUUCAUUUGUUCCAAAUGGUUCCAUAUCUCUAUCACAAGUUCCUAAUGAAAUUGCAGAUGACAAGGUUUUUGUCCAAGGACACGACAAGAUUGGUCGUCCCAUAUUUAUUGUCUUCGGUGGAAAACAUUUUCAAAAGAAAGAUGGUUUAGAAGAAUUUAAACGGUUUGUAGUUUAUAUUCUUGAUAAACUAUGUGCAAGUAUGUGUGAUGGGCAAGAAAAGUUUGUUGCUAUAGCAGAACUCAAGGGAUGGGGUUACUCAAAUAGUGAUGUUCGUGGAUACAUUACUGCACUCUCUAUUUUGCAGGAUUACUACCCUGAAAGAUUGGGGAAGUUGUUUAUUCUCCAUGCACCAUACAUUUUUAUGAAAGUCUGGAAAAUGGUUUAUCCAUUCAUUGACAACAAAACCAGAAAGAAGAUAGUAUUUGUGGAAAACAAAAAGGUGACAUCAACACUUGUAGAAGAAAUAGACGAAAAUCAACUCCCUGAGAUAUACGGUGGAAAAUUGCAAUUAGUCGCUAUUCAGGAUAUCUAA